Molecule: messenger RNA, 711 nt
Organism: Talaromyces atroroseus
Lineage: Eukaryota; Fungi; Ascomycota; Eurotiomycetes; Eurotiales; Trichocomaceae
Product: DNA-directed RNA polymerases I, II, and III subunit RPABC1
Exons: 3
Coding region: 1-711 (236 amino acids)
Biological process (GO): DNA-templated transcription
Cellular component (GO): RNA polymerase II, core complex; RNA polymerase I complex; RNA polymerase III complex
Molecular function (GO): DNA binding; DNA-directed RNA polymerase activity
Source: RefSeq, a predicted model, not a curated record
AUGGAUGAAGACACUUCUCGGACUUCCCAGGAGUCUGAGCGACAGACGGCUAGAUUAUGGCGCAUAUGGAAAACGGUGCAUGAGAUGCUUGCUGAUAGGGGCUACGAAAUGUCUGACGAAGAAUUGAACAUAACCUACGAUGAUUUUAGGAGCAAAUAUACGGAUUCGUUGGGCGGGCCUGACCGGAGCAAAAUGACAAUAGCCGCCAUCCCUUCGGAAUCGAUGAGAGCGAAAUACACGCCGCUCAAAAAGCGCGCUUCAGACCCCGACCCCGUGCCAGAUUGCGGACAAAUAUAUGUCCAAUUCUGCCCAGACACCUCAGCCGUGGGCGCAAAGCAAGUGCGCGCAUUUAAUCACACAGUUGACGAGGGCAACUUUCAUUCCGGAAUCUUCAUCACACAAACCGCCAUCUCGCCAUCGGCCGUUCGCCUCUUGAGCAGCGCUAUAGGCCAUAUCUGCGAACAUUUCCAAGAGUCAGAUCUACUAGUCAAUAUUACACACCACGAGCUCGUGCCAAAACAUGUAUUGUUGAGUGCUGAAGAGAAGGCUCGAUUGCUGGAACGGUAUCGUCUAAAGGAGUCACAGCUCCCUCGUAUCCAGGUCUCUGAUCCUGUCUCGCGCUAUCACGGGUUGCGAAGGGGCCAGGUUGUUAAAAUUAUUCGAAAAAGUGAGACAGCCGGUCGAUAUGCUAGUUACCGUUGGGUUAUUUAG